AUGUCUCUUGCCGGCAAAGCUGUCGAGAUCGUCUCGUUCCCUGCGUCUGAGGCGUACCAGAAGGACGUCCAUGAGGUCGACGGCGCCUUGAACGUUCUGCGCACAAAGACGCCCCAUCCCUUCUGGGUCGGUCUGGGUACCAAAGACUCUAAACUCUACGGCUUCAUCCCAUGGAACAAGAUCGAAGACCACCAAGCCUCCGUCGCCUCCCCCGAGUUCGAACUCAUCAAAGCCGGUCUAGCACCGACAUUCGCAGACCUUUCCAACCCCCAGAUCGACGUUGUACACGCGACGUUCACGUCCGAUCCUACGCCCGCGCUCGAGGCGCCUUUGAGCGAGCUGUGGUAUAUCGCGCCUAAAGAAGGCGUCGAGCUUGCCGAAAUUGAAGCGAAGUUGGAUGAGGUGAUUGAGGCGCUGAAGGGUGCUGAGGAGAGCGGCGCGGCUGCGAGGGCUGGUGUUGCGGAGAAGCCCGGGCAGGUCGCGUUGGUUAUCGGAUGGAAGACGGCCGAGGCACACCUCGCGCUGGCUGAGAAGCACGCCGACCUCCGCGCCGGCUUCAAGAGCAAAGUCGAAAUCACCGCUAUCCCCAUCAAGCUCACGAAGAGCGACAUCUGA
This is a messenger RNA of Peniophora sp. CBMAI 1063, 615 nucleotides long. NCBI's taxonomy places the organism in Eukaryota, Fungi, Basidiomycota, Agaricomycetes, Russulales, Peniophoraceae. The record is from the annotation of a GenBank genome assembly.